AUGUACCAGCAGCGGAAUUUCUGGAAGAGCAACGAGGGGGAAAAUCCGCAGUUUGAUACGGAUCCAGGCCAGCUGGAAGAGCAGGCCAAAGCCAAACUGACGCAAAACGGCUGGUUCUACGCCUCUUCCAACGCGGGACAAUCGCACACGCACACGGCCAACCGACAGGCCUUCUACCUGCACCGCAUCAUUCCGCGCAUGCUCGUCGACACGCGAACCUCCCUCUUCGGCCACCAUGUCAACGCCCCGAUCGGCUUCGCGCCGGUCGGCAUCAACAAAAUCUACCACCCGGCCGGCGAGCUGCCCGUUGCGCGCGCCGCAGGCGGACUGGUGCUGCCGUAA
Messenger RNA from Ascochyta rabiei, 342 nucleotides. RefSeq lists its product as uncharacterized. Bases 1 to 342 code for a protein of 113 amino acids. Gene Ontology annotation, molecular function: oxidoreductase activity. The record is from RefSeq and is a predicted model, not a curated record. Lineage: Eukaryota; Fungi; Ascomycota; Dothideomycetes; Pleosporales; Didymellaceae. The transcript is spliced from 2 exons.